Messenger RNA from Astyanax mexicanus (Mexican tetra), 4385 nucleotides. It is a transcript of the gene cyth1a, whose product is annotated as cytohesin 1a. Gene Ontology annotation, molecular function: guanyl-nucleotide exchange factor activity. The transcript has 13 exons. The record is from RefSeq and is a predicted model, not a curated record. The coding region runs from base 388 to 1404 and encodes 338 amino acids. Lineage: Eukaryota; Metazoa; Chordata; Actinopteri; Characiformes; Acestrorhamphidae. Gene Ontology annotation, biological process: regulation of ARF protein signal transduction.
GUGGUGCUGUCAGGCCUCCCUGUUCCCGGUUUUCCUGCGUUCUCUUGUGUUCCCCAUCCCGUGAGUUUUGCCCAUUGGUUCUGCAGCAUGCUGGAUGCUUUCCCGUCGGCGUUUCUCUGGACUAGCUGACACACCGUGUCUGUAAUCGAGCCUCUCAGCGCUGACGGAAAUAGCAGGACUAGCAGGCUAGUUUGAGAAGAGCCUGGAUUGGCUGGAGAUCAGAAGGAAGGAGUUCCAGACGACCUCACCCCUGAGGAGCAGCAGGAGCUGGAGAACAUCCGCCGCCGCAAGCAGGAGCUGCUGGAGGACAUUCAGAGAUUAAAGGAUGAGAUAGCCGAGGUCACCAGUGAGAUCGAGAACCUGGGGUCCACUGAGGAGAGGAAGAAUAUGCAGAGGAAUAAGCAGGUGGCCAUGGGUCGCAAGAAGUUCAACAUGGACCCCAAGAAGGGGAUCCAGUUCCUGAUUGAAAAUGACCUUCUGAAGAACACCAGCGAUGACAUCGCCCAGUUCCUGUAUAAGGGGGAGGGACUGAAUAAAACAGCCAUAGGGGAUUACCUCGGAGAGAGGGAUGAUUUCAACAUCCAGGUUCUGCACGCUUUCGUGGAGCUACACGAGUUCACAGACCUGAACCUGGUCCAAGCUCUCAGGCAGUUUCUGUGGAGCUUCAGGCUGCCGGGCGAGGCGCAGAAAAUCGAUAGAAUGAUGGAGGCGUUCGCUCAGCGCUACUGCCAGUGCAACCCAGGAGUCUUCCAGUCCACCGAUACGUGCUACAUCCUCUCCUUCGCCAUCAUCAUGCUAAACACCAGCCUCCACAACCCCAACGUUAAAGACAAGCCCGCGGUGGAGCGCUUCAUCUCCAUGAACAGAGGAAUCAACGACGGAGGAGACCUGCCUGAGGAGCUGCUCAGGAAUCUGUACGAGAGCAUUAAGAACGAGCCGUUUAAAAUCCCUGAGGAUGACGGGAACGACCUCACCCACACCUUCUUCAACCCCGACCGAGAGGGCUGGCUCCUCAAACUGGGAGGAGGACGCGUCAAAACCUGGAAGAGACGGUGGUUCAUCCUCACAGACAACUGCCUCUACUACUUCGAGUACACUACUGAUAAAGAACCCAGAGGAAUCAUUCCUUUGGAAAACCUGAGCAUCCGAGAAGUGGAGGACAAGAAACCGAACUGUUUCGAGCUGUUUAUCCCGGAUAAUAAGGAUCAGGUGAUAAAGGCGUGUAAGACGGAGGCGGACGGACGGGUGGUGGAGGGGAACCACACCUUCUACCGCAUCUCCGCCCCCACCACCGAGGAGAAGGACGAGUGGAUCAACAGCAUCAAGGCGGCGAUCAGCAGGGAUCCGUUUUACGAGAUGUUGGCAGCGAGGAAGAAGAAGGUUUCCUCCAUGAAGAGGCACUAAACUCCCUCAGGGUGGCGCUGCUGCUGCAGAUUCAGGGCUGUGUGAGAGAGCUCCCUCUAGUGGAGAGGACUGAAGAGCUUUAUAUAGAGGGAGGAUGAGGCUGGUCUCCCCCACCCCCUCCUGGCCCCACCCACAAAUAUAAAACAUAAAUAGGACACGCCCACUCAUCUAACGCACCACGCCUACCCUUAAAAAAAAAGGAGUUUUUAUGCAGAUCUUUACCUUUUACCUACAGCACCAGUCAAAAGUUUGGACACACCUUUUUCUGAUUCAGUGUUUUUCUUUAAUUAAUUUAUUUUCUACAUUGUAGAUUAACAUUAACAAAAGAUUAUAAAAACGGUUAAAGAAGAACUCCGGCUUGAAAUGGAUUUGGGUGUAUUUAUUAAAACGUGAUUAAAAAAAAAAAAAAAGUACUUACCUAUGUUAAAUAGCUCUUCUGAGAUCCAGUAAUUUUGUGCACUUUGACCAAACAGGCUUUAGAAUAGAAUGAGUGAUAUGGGGCAUAUUUUACCCUGCAGAUAAAUCACUUUUUACACCGUUAUUCAGCUCAAAGUAGCUCCACACUUCACUGGUAAAAUCCGGAGAGCUCUGAUAUUUAAAACGAGGAAUUUACAACUUUAAAACUGCACAAGAAGUUUAGUAAAAACCACUGUUUACAUCCCAUCGUGUAGGUAAAUCUUGAUAAAUUAAAGUCAGAAUAAGUUAAGCGUUGAGUAGAUUGCAAAAUUUAAUUUUUGUUCCUUAGAAGUGUAUGAAUUCCAGCUGUUGCUUAAAAAAAAAAUAUCUGGUUACUGUCGAUAUUAGAAUGCAAAAAAAAAGAACAAACUUCUUUAAAAACAUUGCUCAAAAAGUUUUACUAUUCAUAAUAUUCGACGGUUGACUUAUUGUGACUUAAAUUUAAGAUAGCAGCACCUAUAGAUGUACCUACACUAUGUACAGUAGUGUAAAAAGCGUUUUUAAUAAACUUCUUGUUCAGUUUUAAAGCUCUAAAAGCCUUGUUUUAAAUGUCAGAGCUCUCCGGAUUCUACCAAUGAAGUGUGGAGCUACUUAGAGCUGAAUAACGAUGUAAAAAGUGAUUUAUCUGCAGGGUAAAAUAUGCCCCAUAUCACUCAUUCUAUUCUAAAGCCUUGUUGGGCAAAGAGCACAAAAUACUGGAUCUCAGAAAGCUGCAGGAGAGCGGAGGAGAGAUAUUCAACAAAGAUAAGAACUUUUUAUCACGUUUUAAAAGUCCAUUUUAAACCGGAGUUCUCCUUUAAGGGACACAUACAGAAUUAGGUAGUCAACAGUAUAAAAUACCAAGAGUGUGCAGAUCUGUCCUCAAAGAUAGUCUUAUUUAUGCUUAUUUAGAAGAAUUGAAAGUAUAAUUCUAACAUAUUGUUUAUUAUUACAAAUAUUUCAGCAUGUGUUCCUGUAGAGCUUUAAUAUAGUCUUUAAAUAUUAAUUUUACGAUAUAAAAAAAAAUUCAUAAAAAGACAGAAAAGUGUCCAAACUUUUUCCUGGUACUGUAUCUGUACCCUAUUUUCUCCUCAGCUGUAAGUAAAUAAGUAAUUAUCUGAGUGUUUUUAUGCAAGAGACGAUUCCUGCUCUUCUCUCAAAAACCCCAAAGAGUUUUAUCUACCUAAUUCUGGAAUUCUCUCUUCGCGCUAAACCAAAUCACGCUCUCUGGUAAAAACACACACACACACACACACACUCGUAUUAUCAUUAAUCAGCAGGUCUGACAGAAUGUGGGUUACCAAAAAUCAUAAACGAGGCUUCUCCUGGAUUUCAGAAAGGAAAGACUUUGAUAUGUGCGCUUUGAUAUGUACAGGCAAUAAGUGUAUUUUUACAUUUCUAUAUAUUAAAUAUAUAUAUUCUCUGUAUAGUCUUAUUUUCUGUUCUCCUCAAUAAUUUGAUAAAGGCUGUUAUAAUUAUGAUAAUAAUAAUAAUAAUAAACCGCUGCGUUGUUGUUUUCACAAGUAAUGAAAAAGAGACGACGAUGACUUCAGUGCCGGAGUUCAGCUGGACGCUCAGAUUGCACAUUGUUAAAUGGUUAAAAAUCAACGACUGUGUUUACACUGUAUUGACUUACUAAGUUAAGUAAACCUAAGUUAAGUAAAUAAAACUAAUAAUAAAGUUAAAAGAGUGCUGGAUGUUAAUCUACACAGAUUUCUCUGCUGAAAACUGUUUAUUUGGGUGAGUAAAGAGCUUCUUCUGUUUAUCUACAGUAAGUUUAGAUUCCCAAAUUUCUCCAGCACUAAGGCUGGAGCAUUAGCAUUAGCAGCUGACCGUUAGCAGGUAAUGCUAAUGCUGCUCCAAUUAUACAUUCGGAUUGUCUGAUGAUCAGCAUUCAGAGACUUGGUUUGGAUGGGAUUGGCCGAUAAUCGGCAUUAAGUGACUUGAAUUGGGUCGAACUGAUUGACGAUCAGCAUUCAGAGCUUUGGAUUAGAUUGGAUCAGGACAUCCCUAAAGAAGAAUGAAUCAGAAAUGCCUUGUUGAAAGUGGAGCUGGUGAAAAUGUGCCUGUAAACUGUAGUUACAGUAGUGAGAAUUCUCUUUAAUUUACACCAAAAAUUUUAUUUACAGAUAAGCUUUAUGAUUAAAUUCAAUAUUGACAAUCUCUGUUAGUUUUUCCUGCUCUGAGUGCCUGCUUUAGUUCUCUCCCGCUCUCUCGGUUCCCUCGUUAAGGCUCGUUAAGGUUUCUCGUUAAGGCGAGUAUAGCUCCAGUGCACUGGCUGGUCUUUCAGUGAGUCUUAAAUCUGAGCAGUAUAGCUUUAUUUAUCACGGAUGUAAAUACUUAAGUGUAUAGUGAGUAUCUUCCUACGGUUUAUGUAAAUGUUUAUGUAGCAAAUAUAUUAUUAGCUGAGUGCCAUUCUUCUUUCCUUUCUUUAUUAUUUUUAUUAUUUUUUUGUUUUGUUAAAGAAAAAAGUGUAAAUUGUUUGAUUCUACCAUACGAACGGUAGAAAAAUUCAUACUGAAAUAAAAAUUACAAAAUAUAUCGAA